Molecule: messenger RNA, 1568 nt
Organism: Erythranthe guttata (spotted monkey flower)
Lineage: Eukaryota; Viridiplantae; Streptophyta; Magnoliopsida; Lamiales; Phrymaceae
Product: zeatin O-glucosyltransferase
Molecular function (GO): UDP-glycosyltransferase activity
Source: RefSeq, a predicted model, not a curated record
UAAUUAAUUAAUAAUUUAAUAUCAAUCAACAAGAAUUUCCACAUCUUAUUAAUAACCUUAGAUCAACAAUCAUAAAAAAUAAAAUAAAAAAUAAAAAAAUAUACAAACUCUCGUCCAAUGGCCGGAAACCGCCAUUCCUCCGGCAAAAACGGCCCAAAUUCAUCAGAAGUGGUGGUGGUAAUGGUGCCACUACCGGCACAGGGCCACCUCAACCAGCUCCUCCAGCUCAGCCGCCUUAUCGCCGCCUACAACGUACCCGUCCACUACGUCUCCACCUCCACCCACACCCGCCAGGCCAAGCUCCGAGACCACGGCGGUUGGGACCCACGCGCCGCCGCCAAUAACAACCUCCACUUCCACGGUUUCCCAGUCCCGGAGUUCCAUUCCCCAAACCCCAACCCCAACGCCGCCAACAAAUUCCCCUCCCACCUCCAGCCCCUCUUCAACGCCGCCUCCCGCCACCUCCGGCAGCCCCUCGCCGCCCUCCUCCGCUCCCUCUCCGGAACCGCCCGCAGAGUCGUCGUGAUCCACGACUCACUAAUGGCGUCCGUCGUACAGGACGUGGGCUCCGUACCGAACGCCGAAACGUACGUCUUCCACAGCAUCUCCGCCUUCGCCAUUUUCUGGUACUUCUACGAAACCCUAGAAAAAAUCGAACCGAAACCGACGAUCGAAACCGAACUGCAGAACAAGGUCCCUUCUCUUGAAGACUGCUUCACGACGGAGUUCAUGGAUUUCAUCGUCUCCGAACACGGCCACGUCGGACUGAGCUCCGGCAGCCUCUACAACUCGUGCAGAUCCGUCGAAGGCAGAUUCAUGGACUUGAUCGAAAAGAUUUCCGGGAACAAGAAACAUUGGUCUAUCGGGCCGUUCAAUCCGGUCGGGUCGACGGAGAAGAAAUCUUCCGAACACCGUUGUCUGAAGUGGCUUGACGAACAAGAAUCGAGAUCCUCGGUGAUUUACGUUUCUUUCGGCACCACAACUUCCUUUUCCGACGAACAAAUCGAAGAACUGGCGAACGGGCUCGAAGAAAGUGGAGCGAAAUUCAUUUGGGUUUUGAGAGAUGCAGAUAAAGGAGAUUCAAUCGAAAAUGGCGGGAUUAGAAAAGCCGAGCUGCCGGUAGGGUUUGAGGAGAGAGUUAGAGAGAGAGGGAUUGUAGUGAGAGAAUGGGCGCCGCAGUUGGAGAUUUUACGACACUCUUCCACCGGAGGGUUUAUGAGCCACUGCGGAUGGAAUUCUUGCAUGGAGAGUAUUUCGAUGGGCGUUCCGAUUGCCGCCUGGCCGAUGCACUCCGAUCAGCCGAGGAACGCCGUUUUGAUCACGGAGGUGUUGAAAAUUGGGGUGGUUGUGAAGGAUUGGGGUCGGAGGGAUGAGAUUGUGACGGCCGAGGCGGUUGCUGUGGCGGUGAAGGAAUUGAUGGGGUCGGAAGAGAUGCGGCGGAGGGCGGAGGAGUUGGGCGGGGAUGUUAGGAGUGCUGUGGCGGAAGGUGGCGUUACGUGGUCGGAGAUGGAUUCUUUCGUCGCUCAUAUUGGUAGAUAGAGAAAUAUAGAGAAUGUGUGAUUUUGUGG